This is a messenger RNA of Trichomonas vaginalis G3, 708 nucleotides long. RefSeq lists its product as uncharacterized. The coding region runs from base 1 to 708 and encodes 235 amino acids. Lineage: Eukaryota; Parabasalia; Trichomonadida; Trichomonadidae. The record is from RefSeq and is a predicted model, not a curated record. The transcript has a single exon.
AUGUUUUUCCUUCUUCUCCUUCUCGGAUUCAGUAGAAUUCAUAGUAAGUACCAUCAUAGAUAUCCACAUGUAUAUCAUCGUAAGAGUAUUCCCGAAUCUGAGCCCAAUCUUUUCGGCUGGCUUGGAAGAACUGUGGGCAAAAUCGUUGGAGGUGUCGGAUCAGCUAUCGGAAGUGUAGUUAAAGGUGUUACUCAUAAAGUUUCUUACUUUAUUUCCCAUUCAUCAGAGUCUAUCUAUGCACUCCCAUGUAAAAUUGUCCAAUUUGAUACGAAGACAGUUGAAAGAGAUUUCAAUACUAAUGAUAUCACUAGCAUUGCCAGAGAUAUUUCCAACGAUUUUAACCUCGAUUUCUCCAAAGUUCAAUCAUUUUUGACAAAAUCCAAGUUCAUGAUGACCAACAAGCAGCUUUUCAAUACUUUGAAAUUUGAUAAGCUCUCAGACAAAGAUCACAGAUCUGCUCAGUUAGCUAGCACAGUUAUCAAAGUUACAAAAUCUGGAAACUCUUAUGCUGCUAAAGCUCGCCAGAUUGGAACAACAGCCAGUAUUGAGGCAAACACUUUGAAGAAGUCAACAUCAACCCGCCUUUUCUGGUCAUCAUCCUCAUACUCUUCUUCAUGGCGUGCUUUGGACGGAAAUGUGAUUACAAAUAUUUUCAAUUCCUGCCAAGGCCAAAUUGCUGGCAAGCUUAAUGACUACAGAAAUAUUUAA